Pomacea canaliculata is the source of this 9320-nucleotide messenger RNA. RefSeq names its product guanine nucleotide exchange factor for Rab-3A-like. The record is from RefSeq and is a predicted model, not a curated record. NCBI's taxonomy places the organism in Eukaryota, Metazoa, Mollusca, Gastropoda, Architaenioglossa, Ampullariidae. Gene Ontology annotation, cellular component: Golgi to plasma membrane transport vesicle. The coding region runs from base 149 to 1612 and encodes 487 amino acids. Gene Ontology annotation, biological process: exocytosis. Gene Ontology annotation, molecular function: guanyl-nucleotide exchange factor activity. The transcript is spliced from 12 exons.
AGGUAAUUCACAGGUAGCAGACGAUGUUCACACGCGCAUGCGUAGUAGGACAUAAACACCAUGAUGGCGGAUCGGUAGGGGGCGAUGAAUGAUUUGCAUGAAAACUUCGUUUCUCGUCGUGUAACCUGUGACUUGAAUUCAGGGCACAAUGUCUCAUGAGCAGCUUGUUGUGUUUAGUGCCCCACCCCCCUGCUCACCCAUAAUGAGCAAGGCAACCUUUCAGCAGGCAGAUCCCUGUCCUGUGAUUUCCUCAAGCACUUCCUCAACAACAAUGAUGGCAAAUAUCUGCACCAGAGGAACAGCACCUGGCUUACCAUUGUCUGCUCACCAUAGAGUCACUUCAAGUCAAGGUGCACAGCGACGUGAGCAGUUUCAGUGUGCAAAGUUGUCUCCAGAUGAUCCGCCAGUAGAAGCCCAACAUUCCUGUUCUGAAACAUCUGAUAGGCUUCCAGUGCUAGUGGCACAAUCACCAGAUGUGGCACUUCCAUGCUGCCCUCCUAGCAGUCAGGCGUCACAUUCAUCUAGUAGUCCACAGUUACGAAGAACUGUUCUUACGAAGAGAAUUCCAGAUAAAAGCAUUUCUGAAAAUGAUGAUGUUGAACUAAGACGCUCUUCACGACAUCUCCGACAUGCACAAUCGGAGGUUCCGUCCUAUCUUAGUUUUGAGGACCAUCGUCGAUGCUCUCAAUCGCUCACUGAUGCCAAGGAACAUGCAUAUGCGCGCCUCAAAGAAGAGCUGACCAAAGCACAGCAGGAACUCAAGCUGAGGGAUGAAGAAUGUGAGAAGCUGAGCAAGGUGCGUUACCAGAUGGAAGAGGAGUUGGAAGAUCUCACAGCCAGUCUUUUUGAGGAGGCAAACAGAAUGGUGCAGGAGGCCCAUAUCAAGAGAAUAAAUACAGAAAAACUAUUAACUGAGGCUAAUGAAAAGAUAGAGGUGCUGCAGGCAGAAGUAGCUGCCUUGAAACAGCUGGUGCUGACCUCAACCCCUAGUGCCCCCAACAAGCAUCUGCACCCACAGAUCUGCGAUACAAGCCCCAAAAAAGAAAAGGGAGCUAACUCUAAACCUUUUUGGAAAUCUCAUCGACGCUCCACUUCUCACCAUGAAUUUACUAAAGAACAGCGACAGCAGCCAGAGGAACCGCAGGAAAAUUCAUGCUGCAUUAAAGAGACGGACAGUGUCUGCUUUGACGAGUUCCAGCGAUGGAAGCUGCAAGCUUCUCUAAGUCAAGAAUCCCCAUUCAUGCACCGUGUUGUCUGGGAGGACAUCCAGCCUUGCCUUAACUUCCGCAACAAGCAGUUGUCUCAAAGAGUGCAAGAGAGCGUGGAAGGCAACACUCUUACAAUUGAACCAAUACCUGGUGACAGCUCUUACCCCAGGAAGUGCUGCCUUUCAGAGACAAAUAAAUUAUGUAAUUACAAGAUUAAGCUACAAGAGGAUGACGAGUGGUACUCAAUAUCUCAGAUGUGCCGUAACAGAAUAGCCGCAGUGUGUGAUUUCUACACAUACAUCCGCUACAUUGUACAAGGCUUGGUCAAAAGUGCAGACAAAGAGAUGUUUCAGGAGAUUGUGAGGCUUCGCAUGCAGAUGAGUGCAGCACGGUUAGGAUGCUAAGGUUUGAAGCUCAAGCUAGACUGCAAAAGAAUGGAAGCAUUCCCUAUUUCAGAUUAUGGAAUUUUGAAAGCAUUCCCAACAUUUUAAUAUGGCAACACUUGGCUUGAAAGUUUCGAAGAUGAUUACACUUUCUUAAUAACAUUUUGCACAUCAUGCGUGCAUGCAGCUAGAUGGGAUGAAGGAUUAAAAAGGUUGACAGGUUGCUUCAUUGUUUUGGCAGCAUUUUAACAAGAACCUAGAAAAAAGUGGCUUUAAAAAUUUGUUGGUGGAAAAGUUGUCACUCAGUGUAUUUGAGGCAGCUGAUCCCAUUAUGUGGCAAUAACUGAUUAAAAGUUUGUAGUAUAUUUCUUUCUCGAUAAGGUUACAUUUAGUGGAAGAACAGAUGUUUUUCAAGUUUUAUCAGCUGGAUUUAACUACGGAAAAAACCCUGUUGAUUUUGACAUUGUAUGUUUUCAGAUAUAAUUACUUGCAACAGUUAAUUUUCAUCCAAAGAUUCUGUCAUAUAGCUUUACUGUUAAAUAUGAUGCAUCAAGAAAAGUGCUGGGUUUAUUUUUGUUUAGGCUUUUUUGGGGGCCAAGAAUUGUGUAUUCUUAACUCUUUAAAAGUGUGCAUCGUGAAUGCAAGUGACUUUAUAUCUCUAGCUCAUUUGCGUUGAUGCAUCUGUACUGAAUGAGCUAAAUUUUGGACUCCAAAAUUUGAAGUGAUAUUCCUUCAUAGAUGAUUACAAUUAAAUCAAUGCUGUGCCAAUGUCACAGCAUAGUGGACUGGUGCAAGAUGAUACCCAAACAUGGACAUUAUUACGCAUUGAUGAUCCUAGCUGAUAGUCACUCAGCUUUAUUGUUCCAUUUGUGUUGAGUGACAGCUUAGUCUCUCUUCAGGCUUUUUUUGUUUUUUUUUAAGCAAAGGAGGCUGAUUAGCUGCAUUGUCUUGACAGGCAUUUUUAUGUCAGUAAUAUACUUUUCAUGAUAUUGGCUGUGUAGUCAUUCUAAGCCAGCUUGCAUAAUAUUGCUAGGCAGUAGGCUGGCAGGCUACUUAAUCUUUAUAGGAAAAAAAAAUCACUUGCCUUUGGUUACUCACAUCAUUUUGUAGCGUCACAGAUAUUUGCAAGUAGCUCCUUCAAAUAAAAGGAAUGGGUCUGCAUUAACAGCCAUGUUUCACUCUUAAGUUUAUAUCAUUUCUUUUAUGAAAAAAAAAAUACAUUUGAAAGGACACGAGGAAGGCAGCACUCCAUGUUUUCUUACCAUCAGCUCAAGCUACCAUUUAAGAAUGAUGCCCUGUGACUAAAAGCAUUUGAGAUGCUUUGAUAUCAGUGUCACUUCUAAAACUUUAGAAAAGGUUUGUGAGACACUUUUUAAAGUUAGUAGGGUUCUUUACCGCAUAAAUUGCAGAAAUUUCAAGCAAAUACUUAAAAAAUGUUGGCUUGCACGUGGACAUGAGAGGGGAAAAGGAGAGUUUGGCUAAAACAAAUUUUUAGACUCCUCUCUGCGUACACUUUGAAGUUGCCAGAGUUCAAGGAAUUAUUAGAGCAAUCUUAGCAAUUAAACUGUAAGCUUCAUUAACCAAAAAUGAUGGAUGUGACGUAUCCCAAAGAAAUGACUGUUCUUGUAUUUUGUGGUGCAAGAUUUUAUUCCAAGGAUGUGUUGACUACUUAAAUAGUGCUUAAAAAAUUGGCCUGUAAAAGUUUACCUUUAUGCUGGUACGAAGAAAAUAUGUUGAGACCUAUUUUUUUCGGUAUACAUGAAUUUGUGACUGCUCGUUCAGGACUAUAUUUUUGAUUUUUGUGAAGCCACGCAUUACAGUGUUGUAUGCUUAAUACUAGGAAAUAUACGAAAACUUAGUCUCCUGUGGUGCAUGCAUGCAGAAGUGCAUGUGCAUUUGUUGUACAUGAAUCACGAUUUAUUCAUGUUAAAGUGUUCUGAAAAGGUUAAUUUUAAGACAUUUUAAUGUUUUCCCAAAGUAUUUUGUAUUUUUUUAUUUUGUCUUGAUUGCUACACUGCUUUUAUCCUUUUUUUUAAAUAACAAAAUUGAUGAUGAUGAAGAUUUGACUGUUGUAGCCCCUUCUCAUUUUACAAUCGUGUUUGUGAAGUAAGGUCAGCUACAGCAUGUACAAACAGUAAUACUUUAAACGGAGAGUAGGGAGAGUUCAUUUUUUGAUCACAUAGUAAUUGCCACAUCAUUCUGGACUUUUGUGAUUAGGUAAGAAAUAGAAGCAUGUCUUCUGUGAUACUAUUUUGUACAGAAGAUUCUAGCAAUACUUCAACAAUUCAUAGAGCACCAUACCAAAACCAUAUACAUACGCAAACAGAUCUGGAUGACAAGUUGAACUUGUGUCGAAAGUAUUAUGUCAGUGUGUUUGCACUGCAUCCCUUCCUAUGGUUUGUGAACUUGUUAUGGUUUUACAAAGAGACAUUCCGCAGACUACCCUAUGGGCAGCAAAAAUUUAUUUGCACCUAUAUGAUUAAUUCUAUGACUGAAAUAGUGGUGUGUAUAGUUGCAUUUGUAUUCUUUUGAGUUCUUUUUUUUUCUAUUAUUAGUUGUAAUGCUCCAUGAGCUUGUCUUUUGGUGCUAUGUAAGUGCACUUUAUUAUUAUGACUGUCUUGAAAUUUGUACAUGGUUUCAUCAAGUAUGGAAUAACUUGUGAUGGCAUUAUUUUUUUUUAAACAGUUUGCUUUUUCGUCUAUUCUAUGUGUGUUCAUUUUUCUCAUCAAAAAUAUCUGAGUGUAUGGUCAAGUACUUAAAUCUUUGUGGGUGUUGUGUAGGGCCCACAUCAGAAAAGAGUGAUAUAGCUGAACAAAUGUGCUUGUCUUUCUCUUCAGACUUUUUUUUCUACACAUGCCUUCUGGAGUUUCUAUUUCCCAUUGAACAGUGAGUAGUUGUCUAUGCAAUUUUCAGCAGCCUGCUUCAUCCUUGUAAAUACUGUUAGUUGUUGAACUCCGUAAAAGGAUAUCAUCAUUCCUGUUAUUGUCUCUUGCUGGCAGUCAUUCAUAUUACAUACUUCCUGUCAUAGUUGUAGUAUCCUGCCAGGCCUCUACAUCCUUGAGCUUCUCUCCAGUGACCUGACAUAUCCUGUUGUGUUAGGUAACACAGGAUACUCAGGUUCCUUGUUGAAGAUCAGGUUUAUUUGAGAUAUCUUUGUCUUUCUCAACAUUACAAGUUAUCAGAUUUUAUCAUGUUAUCUCAACUCGUUAUGAUGCCAUAUGUCUACUUAAAGUGUUGUUGAUCUUCAUUGUUUUUAUCAUGGCCAGUAAGGUACAUUACUGACUCACAUCGGUCACAGUGUAUGUUUGUGGUGGUGAGAAGUGGAUGUUCACUUUUGCUUGCAACUGGUGUGAAUAAAUGUAAAGAAAUAAGCUUAACAAGUUCAACAUGAACUAAUGCCAUAGUGCAAACAAGCCAAAUGCACGGGAUGGGAGGGAGGAUGGAGAUUUCCCUGCUGGUUGACAUUGAGAGAUCAUAGUAAGAGAUUUGCAGAGCUUAGAUUUUUAAUCAACUUUUUUCCCAGUGGUUUAGGUUGGCAAUAUGACAGGCAUUUUUUCCCCAUACGUUUAGUCUCUUUACAAAUUACAAAUUUCAGAAGCAUAAAGCUUAACACCAUAUGUGGUUGUGAAGAUGUUUUCUGUGGCAGUUACAGCAUCGAAGUCAUACAGCAGAGAUGUGUCUCUAGUGAUAAAUGGUUGUUAAGACUGUUUAAUGUGCGUGCACAAGUAUAUUAUUGUAUCUGUUUCUUUGGUAUUACAGUAUUGCAUAAAAUCUGUCAUUUGAACAGCAUUGUAAAUAGAACAUCAUUUCAAUAGUAAAAAUGAACAGUGCUAAGUCAUUGCUAAAGAAAAUAAUUUUUGACACUAGAAAUACUGUUGACUUCAAUACAUGACAGUAGCUACAGAUCAUCUGAUAGAUAUUUCAAAUGGCAAACUGCUAAUUUAGUGUACCAGUGCAUAAUUGUGUAGAUGGUGAAGUUACAGCAGAAUACCAAAUCAAGUGAAGAUCAAAUAUUUUGAGAAUUUUUCAUAUAUUUAUGUUGAAAAUAAUAAAAUCAAAAAAAUCAUCAGACUUUACAUUUUUCCCCAAAUCUGAGUCUAGUAGAACAUUUUUGACUCGUGCAUGGGUAUGUGUGUUUCAUUUUAUGGAUUCUUUUCUCUUUGACUUUGAUUUAUUGGUAAGAGUUUUGGGGUUGACAUGUUGGUGUAUUUGGGAUGUUUUGAGCUACUCUGUUCAAAGAACACUUUAUGUAAAUCAGCCACCAUGUUGGAUGAACAUCUACAAAGAAUGUUUUUGUUUUGAACAUAACAACCAGUGUUUAUUAUUCAGUGUUUUUCUCUUUUGUAUUUUUUUAAUCUAAUGAACAAUGUGCACAAAUGAAUUUAUCUGACAAAGAUUUUGUUUAAAAAGAUUGUGACCAGGAAAUCAAUGUUUGAAUUAAACUAUCCCGCUGUUUUAAUAGUCAUUUUUGUUUCUUUGGUGUUAAAAGAUUUAGUCAUGUUAGCUGUCCAGGUAUUAUUUGUUAGUGAGAGAAUUUUCCUCUACCUCAUUUUAAUAUUAAUAUUUCUUCCUAUUAUUUGUCACAUGACACUUUCCUCUGUUCUCCUCCCACUAUCUGUGAGUCAAAAGGAAAGCAGAUCCUGGCAAAACAAGUGCUAGUAUAAGGAGUUGAAAGAACAGAUGAAUGUUGUAGCCAUGGCAUCAUGUUAUGAAUCUCUACUAUUUACAGGAAGGAACCUGAGUAAUAUCCUUUGUUAGAGGAUUGGUGUUAAAAGGUGUGGCUUUCACCAGGCUUUGCGGCAUCUAAUCAUUGCCGCCGUUUUAUUUUUUGUAAGUUCAACAUGGGUUGUUUUUUUUUAAUGACUAUCUACUAACAUUUUGCUGGAUCACCACCCUGGAACAGUGUUGAACACUUCAGAAUAAUUUUUACCUAAGUACAAGGAAGCAAUAUGUGUUUGCACAUUAAAACAAAAUAUAUAAUUAGCUGCAGUCAACUAUUGUACAAACUCUGUACUGUUGCAUGUGUGUUAUGUCAUUCACCAGCAACAGAGUCAUGUCUUUUCGCCUUAAGUCUUAUCUGGAGCUUUUUUUUCAUGUCCUUUCAUCUGGCAUUUUGUAAACCUUCUCUUGAAGUGUGUGUGUGUAGAUGCUAUGAAAUUCCACAGAUGUUGGCAGAGGUUAAAAAAAAAAAGAUGUGAAUAUUCCAAAACUAAUGAAAAUACAGUGACAUCAGUGCUCUUACAAUUACUGUACAUUAUUAAAGACAUUCAUAUCUGACAUUCCCGUCACCCACAAACCAUAAAUCAAUACAAUUUUUAACACUUUAAGAAACUGUUCACAGCUUUUUUUACAACAUUAGGCACACAACCCAUAAAAGUGAAGGAGGAAGGUGUUACAGGUAGGAGAGAGGAGUAGGUAAAAAAAAACCUGGGAUUCCUUUAACACAAGACCUGUUAGUGUGAAACUGAUCUUUUGGGAAGACAUUUUAGUCUGCUUUCUUGGUGAGCCAUUGUGCCUCUUAUUUGAGCCUUCUUGAAGGCUUAGAUAUCUAUUUUCUAUCUUGCAGCAAAGACAUGAACCCGAGUAAGAAAAGGCAAAACACUGCAUCUUAUUCCCUGUUCUGCUCCAGAAGUUUCCGUCCAAAACCCAUUAUCUUAUCAUGGUUGAUUCACCAAAACUUGCCUUAGUAAUGUUUAGUGUGGAUGCCAUGAUUUCAAUGAAGGUUUUUUUUCCAAAAAUAAAUGUAUUUUAAAGAAUGCAUACAGGUUGAAAGUGUUUCUUUGGAACCACGUCUCAGGUUCAUUGUGAUUUAAACUUCAAACAGCUAAUACAGUACAACAUCAUUUUUAGUCUGAUGUAGAUUUUGUUUUAGUAAUCACUAGAAACAGUAAAAACUGACUCCUCACCUCAGUGAAGAAAUCAAGUUUGACCACUUUUUACAAUUCAUUUAAAGAUUUAAUUCAUUUACUGGCCUGUCUCUCAACUGACUUGUGUGAGUAGAUAUGCUGUCCAUGAGAAAUUUCUGUGCUUUGUAUUUUGUUUAUAUAUUUAUCACGAAGCUUUGUCAGACAGUGGAAUUUCUGAUUUCUCACUUGUUGAUGCAAUGAUGGUGGAAUGUUUUUAUGUUGUCUGACAGGAUUCGUUAUACAGUAGAUACAAAACAGUUAAAAGUUACCAAUGUCUAUGGUGUUCUGUUAAAGAAAGGGUUAUAUAAGGAAGUAAUGUAUACUCUUUUAAUGUCAUUCAAAAAGCGCAAAGCUCCAGCAUAAAUGUGAUACAGAAAUUUAUAAAAAGCAGACAUUGCCCAUGCACAUACGAGGAAGAGUUGCUAACAUCCCCGUCUCAAAUGUCAGCUGACACCCCUACUUCAGCAGAACGUUGUGAAAUAAUGACUGCAGAGUGAGCAAGCACAAUUCUCUCCCUGAGGAUAGCAGCGAAGUGGAAACAAACCUUGAGCCCCUUCAAUCCCAAGCACAGCAUGGCUCACAUGCUUUCACCUUCACCCUUGAAGCUUGUCUCCACCCAGAAUGAACAUAAAUGAAAGGUUGACAGAUGUGCUCACAGAUACUUGUAGAGUUAUGGCAAAGAGAUUGUAGAUAUUUUUCCCAUCUCUACUAACCAUCCCCCAUGUCCUCUUGAAUCAUUUUUUGGAGUUCAGCAGAACAUUGUCAUUCAUAUGUCUAUAAAGCUGUACUGUAAAGAUUUUUGUAUUUAUUGUUUCGUUUUAAUUUUUUCCUUUUUGUGUGUCAAUGCUUCAAAAGGCUGGUGUAAUACUUUAAGUUUUACACAACAGUUUUCUGUGAUAGGUUGACAACAGUGUACAUUUUUGGUAUCAAACUGUCCUUGUUUUUACUUUUGGCUAUUGAACAGUUAAGCUCUGUUCCUCUGUAUCUGGCUGAAAAGCUUUUCAAUGCCCGCUGCACAACCUUAAGCAGUGCUAAUGUAAUCUUAUGGGUGGAAGACAAAAAAUUAUAUUUGAACUGAAUCAAGGGCAUUUGAUGUACUUGAAUUUUUGCAUGCUUUAUCUCUCUUAGCUUUUGCUGUGGUGAAGGUAAGUAAAAAAAAAUAAAAAAAAGAGCCCCAGGAAAUUCAACACAAAAGUUGUCUGUUAAUUUAAAAACAUGUAUAUGUCACAUGUUUGUUAAUUUUUACAGAAUUAGCUACCUCAUAUGUUGAGUAAGACGUGUAGAAAUUAUAUUUUUUAAAUAAUAUUAAUAUAAACAUUAAAUGUUCAGUCUUAACCCCACCUACCCCAGCAAUUUCAUUAAACCCAUAGGUACUCAGAUUGUAGCUAUGCUCUGUUAAUGUCAUGCACUUGCUUUUUUCAUUACAUCUUUCAAAAGAAUUUAAGAAGUGUAAAAGCUUAAUUCUCUUGUAUACAUGAGGCAAAAAUAAUUUUGUUGGCAUCUGGAAUGGUAAUUGUAUACAAAUUACUAUGAACAAUUACAGUAUGUAGUGGUCAUGUACAGAAAUGCAGUUUCAAUUUACUUGCAACUUUUUCUCUCUAGGCAUAUCUGCAGAACUUAGAUAUACUAGACAGUCAUGUCUGAAUGUUGAUUGACAACUCCAGUAAACUUUUCUUUUAUCUUACUGGAGUUAACAAAGGCUUCCAUGUCUUCAGUGCUGACAUCGAAGUAUUGACCUGUUUCAUCUGCACUAGCUUAUAAACUCUCAAAGACUGUAAAUGUGUUAAAAAGAGAAUAAAAUAUUUUAUAGCCCUGAAACCAUU